Cavenderia fasciculata is the source of this 6351-nucleotide messenger RNA. RefSeq names its product IPT/TIG domain-containing protein (gene tgrC3). Bases 1 to 6351 code for a protein of 2116 amino acids. The transcript is spliced from 4 exons. The record is from RefSeq and is a predicted model, not a curated record. Lineage: Eukaryota; Evosea; Eumycetozoa; Acytosteliales; Cavenderiaceae.
AUGGAUUGGUGGAUGAUCAAGAGCCUUGUCAAGUCAAUGCAAACCACCAAUGAACCACACACAAAUGCAAACAAUGGUUUUAUAAAUGGACAAACAUUAUGGACAGGCAAUAAUCAUUAUUAUGAAAAGUUGACAUUAACAGGACAAGACUAUAAUUCGGUCAUGUCUAUAGUUAAUUCCAAAACUUUUAACAAUCAUCAAGGAUAUUUGGCAACAAUUACAAGUGAUCAAGAAUAUACAUUUAUAAGUUACACUUAUGGUCAGUCAUUUGUAUUUGGUGCCAGUAGAGUGGGAUCACCAGAUUUAUUCUAUUGGAGUGGUGGACCAGAGAAGAAUAUGCCAAUGUAUAGACAAUCAUUGGGAAGGUGCUAUGAAUAUUGUAAUUGGGCAUUCUUGGAACCAAGAUCGUAUGGUGGUGAUGUUAUUCAAUCGACAAAUGAUGGAAUGGUAACGACCAACAUCACUACAAAUGCCACAUACACUUUUAUUAUAGAGUAUGGAGGAUUGAAUGAUCCAUACUUGCCACCUGCUCUAACACAAGGAGGGUCGGUAGUUGUAUCUCAAUUGGACAAGGGUACACCUCUAUGGAACCUGUCUACUCUUAUGAUCACCAUGGUACCAUCUGGAUUAUUGCCAGCUGUCGCCUUAACCAUUACCAAUCGUUCACUGACCAAUUUCAUCGUUGAAAUACCCGAAGGUAAACAUGAAAGUAGUAUUUUGUUUAAUGAUGGUGUUCGGUCCUUUUCGUUUCCAAAAUAUAGGUAUCAAGUACCGUAUAUCCGGUAUCUCAUCCCAGGAUCACUUCAAUACCAAACUAGAAUAACGCUGGUAGGACUCAACUUUGGACCUAGUAUAUAUGACGGUCUGUUUAUUCGUGACAGUUCUAUGCAAGAAUGUACCAAUAUCGUUGUUAUCCAACCACACACAAUGGUGUCUUGUAUGACACCAAAUUAUUACAGUGAUUUAAUAGCCCUCUAUCCACUCCAAGUCAAAGUUGGUGUACAAUUGAUUAGAAGUUAUAGAAUCCCUUUUUACGAACCAACAUCAGUUACAGUGACAAGUGUAAAUCAACAAUUAUCAUCAUGGGAUGAUAUUAGACAAGGAAUUUUAGAUGCAAGACCAUCAACCGUUGAUUAUAAUGUGGCGUAUCCAUGUGUGUUUACAACUGCUGUGCAGGAAAACACUGCAAGAAGAAUAUAUCCUUGGCGUACAUCUAUGGAGUCUUUUUCAGGACUUGUGAUGAAUGCCAACUUGGAGAUUGAAAUUGAUACGAUGGGUGGCCCAAACCAUGGAAAGAUUGCAGUGUCUGCAGCAGGAGUAUUCAACUCAUCGGUUAUUUGGAUGAGUGGAACAUUCGCAGCACCGGUCAAACAACAGGGACGUGUCUAUGGCUAUGACCCAUCGCUUCGUACUAUCAUGGAUGUUACUGGUCGUCAGAGAGGCGAGUUGAUAUGUUUUGGCACUCGUCCAUUUGAACUAUCAACACAACAACAUCUCUACGUCAACACUACAGGUGGAGAAGUAUAUUAUAAUGUUGGAGGAUCGAGUGGGUUUGAAGUAUCGACCAAGACAUUUAGAAUCGAUUUGAUUGGAAUGAUUGGUGAUAUUCGUCAGACUAGUGAUACACAGUUAGGUGUCAUUGUGCCAGAAGGUAGUGGUGCAAACCAUACCUUCGAUGUCAGCAUUGAGAUAUACCGUCUUGGCAACGCUAUACUCUCUUAUCGACCACCAUCUAUCGUCUCUGUCGUACCACCUCCCACUAUUGGCGGUCCCAUCACAUUCUAUGGGUAUAAUCUUGGUAAACGUGCAGCCGACCUGGUUGCCACCUUUGGCAGUGGUACGUGCACAUCGAUUACAAUGAUUCAAACACACUUUACAGCUAGAUGUACCGUUCCUCCAGGUGUCGGCACCAACAAGACGCUCAGCAUUACACUCGCCGGCCAGACUGGAACCAUCGACGUAUCGUACGAACCUCCUACCAUCCAAUUCACCUCGAUCAACCAAGACACCCGUGUUAGCAUCGCAGGCAAAAACUUUGGCGCUGGAUUCCAAGACAUUUACACGGUCCCAGCGGCAUUGUCACAAGUAUCGUUUACGCAAAAUAAUCCACUCGUCAACUAUAUCAUUUAUCAAGUUACAUUCCCACCAACCACUCGAAAUGGUUAUAUAUCGGUAGUUGUAGGUGGACAAAUGUCCAACGCUGUCUAUUACAAUUUUACACCGGUUAUUACCAGUGCCAGCAGCAUGCCACUCACAGGAGGUGACUUGACACUGACAGGCUACUUUUUCAACACACUUCGACAGAAUGGUGAUCCCACAAACAUCGAACUCAAGGUAAUUGAUGGUGUCACACCAUUCUACCCAACUCUAGUGUCAAGUUCCAAUGACUCGUCAACCACUCAGUUUAUAUUUAACGCACCUCCUGGUAUUGGAGGUAAUAUGUUGGCUUAUUUAACCAUUGAUGAAAAGACUUCGGAAUCGUGUGUAGUUGGAUAUCAAGGUCCUGUACUUGGAGAAAUCAUACAAGAUGGAACAACACUUAGUAUUACAGGUUCUUAUUUUGGAUCAAGACCUGAUAUUGUUACUGUAAGCAUUGCAGGUAUUUCUACACCCAUAUCACCACUGUCAAUGUCCAACGGAGUUAUCGUUAUCGCUAUACCACCAUCUACAACCAACAGCAUGCUUAGUGUAUCAGUGAGUGAUCAAGUCACACCAGAAUAUCCAUUCACACUAGAACCAAUUAUUACAUCGGUGUCAUCAAUCCCUACAAUCGGAGGACCUAUCACUAUUGAUGGAUACUUUUUUAAUAGUGUUGAUGUAUUUGGUAAUCCAAUCACAUAUAGUUUGACAGUUGAUGGUGUAUUAUGCCAGAAUGCAUAUAUUGUUGGUGGAGAUAACCGACAGAUGGUAUGCCAAGUGGGGUCUGGGUCAGGAGCAAAUAAAACAGUCACACUCUACAUUGGAUCAAAACACACCAACUCAACAACCAAUUACAAAACACCAAUCAUUACAGAUAUUCAACAAUCUCAAACCAUCCUCACCAUCCAAGGAACUAAUUUCAUUGGUGAUAUAAACAAGUCAAUGAUUCUUUUUGGUUCUUCUUCUUUUAUCCAACCUCUUACUAGUUUGUUUGAUUCUCAGACCAACUUGUGGACUAUGACUAUUGUCAUUCCAGACAAUACUACAAAUGGAGGUGUUGGUUUGUCUGUUGACGGUCUAGUAUCAAAUGAAAAAGAUUUGAAGUUGAUACCAUAUAUUGAAAGUGUUUCAGAACCAUCAGUUUUGGGUGGAUCAAUCACCAUUCAAGGAAAAUACCUUUCUCUCAAACGUAGAGAUGAUUCGAUCGCCCCUUCACUCGUCUAUAUCGACACUACAUCUAAUCCAUGUACACUUGUCAAUAAUACAUUGGUUUUAGGUCAGCUAUUGUGUAAUGCUCCAUCUGGAUUUGGUUCAGCUCACAAUUUGUAUGUGUCUAUUGACCAUGUCAUCUCAAAUGCUGUAUCAUUCAAAUACAAAGUGCCAACCAUAACCGAUUUCAUUCAAAAUGGUACAAUGGCCACCAUCAAAGGAAGUAGUUUUGGUAGUAAUCCUAGUCAAAUUCUUGUAUUCUUUGGUACCACACUCACCAACUAUGCUGUAUCAACUUUGUUGCUUGAAGGCUCCCAAGAAUCAUUCCAAGUAACUAUUCCACAAUACUCAAAGUCUGGUUCGUUGAAUGUAUUAGUAGCAGGUAUUUCAUCGGUUCCUUAUUCAUACCAACUGAAACCACAUUUGAUCAAUGUUACAUCACCCAAUCAAGAUGACGGAUCUAUUAUCAUUUUGGGUGAUUAUCUAAGUCAAACCAAACAAGAUGGUACGGCCACUGUUGUGACAGUGACUAUUGAUGGUGUACCAUGUACCAAUAUUCAAUCACUACCUAUUGGUGCUGAUGGAUACGAAGUACUGAAAUGUGUGGCACCUGUAGGUGCAGGAUCAGAUCUUCCACUUGUCGUCACUAUCGAUGGAUUAUUUGAUAUUAUUCCAUUCACUUUUAACGGUCCUUCACUCACCUCGGUUACAGUAUCACCAAUGAAUGAAAUACAAGUAAUUGGAAAGAAUUGGGGAAGUGUUGCACAAGAUAUAAAGUUGUAUUAUGGUCAAGAUCAACAAAUCAAUCAAUUUGAAUUCAACUCUACAUCCAACACUAUUACAUUUACAGUAUUACCAAAUUCACUCAAUGAAUUGGUUUAUGUAGAGUAUGUUGGAAGAUUAUCCAAUUCAUUACAAGUCUUGUUAUAUCCCAUCAUAUCGAGUGUCACACCAUCAGAAACAAGUGGUUCAAUUGUCACUGUCAAUGGUCAAUUUUUAAAUGCCAACAAAGGAAAUGGAGAUGCAACCGAUUUGGUCAUUCUAUUCAAUGGUCAACCAGUCCAAUUGCUCCAGGUUGAAACUACAAACUCUAGCUAUAAGCUAUUUUCAGCACCCAAAGGAACAGGAUCCCACUCUACUGUUACCAUUUCAAUAGAAGGUAGAUCACAUUCUCUUGAAAAUUAUACAUACCAAUCACCUACAAUUCAAAGUUUGGUGCAAGACCAGUCCACCCUUUUUAUUCAAGGAAAUAAUUUUGGUGAUAGCGUCACUUUGGUAGAUUUAUCAUGGUACCAAAAUAUGAUGGAAAUAGUCUCUGUCAAUCACACUACUAUCAUUGUCAAUCUUGCAUCGGUAUGUUUAAAUGGUAGAUUGUUGGUCCGUGUUGAUUCAUUACAAGCAAAUGAACAAGAGUUUAUUGUCAAGCCAAUCAUAACUGGUAUCGUAAACAAUGUCGGACCCUAUGGUGGCCAAAUUAACAUUACAGGUCACUAUUUAAACGUCAACCGUGUCAAUGGUACAACUACCAAUACUUUGAUCACUGUUGGAUCAUCGACCUGCCAAUUUCUUGUCGCUGGAAGUGCUGGAGAGUACUUUAUUUGUAAACUGGUUGCAUCUAGUUUAUACCAAGCUCCAUUGACUGUUUCAAUCGAUGGUGCAACAAGUGUUUAUUCCUCUUACACUUCAUUGGCACCUGUUGUGACUGAUAUCACCUCUACGGUUUACAAUGUCUCUUCGUAUCUAAUUAUUACAGGCCAACACUUUUAUUCUCCAUCGACGGUCACUAUUGGAUCAACCCAAUGUACAAACGCAGUGGUCAGUGCUCAAGGAACAACAAUCAAUUGUACAUUCUCAUCAAAGGAGCCACCCUCGAUGAAUGCAAUCCCCGUCACUGUCAAAUCUGUCAGUCUUGAAUCACUGCCAGUUCCAUUAUUCUUUUAUACAGUCAAUCUAUGUGGUGUAUCAUCCAAUAUUUGCAAUGGAAGAGGAACAUGUAUAGGAGGAAGGUGUCAAUGUGCCAUUGGAUACUCUGGUGAUAUAUGCUCGAUUCCAGUCACCACAACACCACUUUUACCAACACUCUCGUCCAAUUCACCCAAUGCAACCUUUAGUCUUGGUAGAGGUGUUGAAAUUGCAACUGGAAUCGUCUAUGUCCGUGAGCUUGGCCCAUCAGGAGCAACAGUUGCAGUGUCUGAUCUAACAACAUCGACAUGGACUGCCCAAACAUCGAUCAACUCUACAGACUCUAUUUCAACAACCUAUACAACCAUUCUCAACAAUACUGCACUGCUUUCAGUGACGGUUGUCGUUUUUAACAAGUCGUCUACAACGCAGUUUGCAGGUGAGACCAUACCUCAAACAGCUCGAUCCUUUAAACAUCUCAUCACUGUAAAAGGAUGGAGCUUUGUAUCACCCAACAACCAACUCGAGGUUAUCUAUCGAGCAGUGACACCAAAGACAUUUGCAUUUAAUUGUACUACAGCCUCGACGGUCAUCUAUACAAACAGCAGUAAUAUUGGUGCACUCAACAACACACUCACAAGCUUUUUAAUCGAUUCUCCCAUUGGACUUGUUCAAUCACGAUUCACUUCUCGAUCGAUUAUCGACCAAAAAGUAAUUGCUAUGAGAACUUACCAACUCGCAACCACAGAUCCACUUUCUAGAUUUACGACCAAUACCCAAGGUCUCUAUGUUGCCAUGACACUUUCUAGUUUCACCUACAAUGCCACCUUUGAUCCAUCAUUCUUUGGUUAUCAAAAACCAGAUCCAACUCCUACUACUUGUGGUACUACCACCAGUUCGACAACGGGUGGGCAUUCGACUACAACCACCACAACAGGUGGACACACUACCAAAGGAUCAACAACCAAAGGAUCAACUACCAAAGGAUCAACUACCAAAGGUUCGUCCUCAACUGGUCACUCUUCAUCUCCAAGUCAAUUCAACAACCUUUCACAAUUAAUUUUAAUCACGACUCUACUAUUAAAUCUUUUAUUCAUUUAA